Molecule: messenger RNA, 718 nt
Organism: Heterobasidion irregulare TC 32-1
Lineage: Eukaryota; Fungi; Basidiomycota; Agaricomycetes; Russulales; Bondarzewiaceae
Exons: 1
Coding region: 352-684 (110 amino acids)
Source: RefSeq, a predicted model, not a curated record
AUCAAAACACCCAACCAUUGCAUAAUGUACAAAAGUAUGUACCGUAAAAAAAAAUCGUACCGAGCGUGACGCGUGACGUGUGAGAGAGGCGGUCGGGCAGGCGGGGUAGGUGGAUAGGCGGCGCACAGGCGCGCACGAAGCGGCCCACAUCACCGUGAACGAGAACCCGAGGAGACGAGACGAGACGAGGCGAGAGCAGACAAGUAGGAGUAGGCGUAGACGUAUCAUAGACGUGAGUAAAAGUAGAAAAAAAAAGAAACAAGUAUCGGUACAGAGACUAUUGGAUGAUAGAAGUACACGAUUGCGCCGAGACGAGACCGAGACUGAGAGGAGCGUGGAUAGUAAUGAGACAUGGAGACACGGGCUGGCCGGGGACGUGAUACGGGCCGAGCCCCAGACACGACGACACCAACGGGCAAGACAAGACGAGACGAGCGAUAUGAUACGGAUAUGGUACGACCGGAAACCGCGAUACAGAUGAAAAAAAAAAGGCCACGAGAGAGGGGGAGAGGGGGCGGCGUUAAAAGGAUACAGCAAAAAAGCCACGAACGAGAGGGACUCGAAAAACAUAAAGAAAAACAGCCAAGCCAAAGUCGCCCGACAAGUCCAAAGGCGACGAGACCGCGGCGUAGUACCGAGGGAUCGCGAUCGCGGAUGAUGUUGAACCACGACACGAACGAAUGAGACCUCGAUGGCGGGAGGCUGGCUGGCUGGCCCG